AAUUUCCACCAACCAAUCAGAUGAGAGCAUCGCGGAGCCAUUGCUAAGCGAGUUGUUCGUGUUGUGUGUUUAUUUACGUCAGAGAAAGCUUGUUGCAAGCUUUUCUCGCGCCCAAGAUUUUUCGGAUUUCCACAUUUGCGAAAGUAGAUGAAGGUUAUAGCAUGUCGCGGAAGGAUAAAUAUGAGCAGACUAACAAUCAACGGCGAGCCAAUACCUUCAUGGGGCCCGAAGAAGCCGCCUCUGGCAAGAAGUCUUUUUGGCCAGAGCUGGAGAUAACAGGGACUAUCCGCAAUCUGAGUCCGCGGCUGUGGGAACUCUCGCAUUUGACAACGUUGUACCUGAACGACAACAGCUUAACGCGCAUACCUGGCGAAAUAUGCAACCUGAUCAACCUGAGACAUCUCGACCUCUCCAGCAAUAAACUACGAAGCCUGCCAGCUGAGCUGGGUGACCUUAUAUUUCUCAGGGAGCUGCUGCUUAACAACAACUUCCUGCGUGUUCUGCCCUACGAACUGGGCAAACUGUUCAAAAUCCAGGUGCUUGGUCUGAAGGGCAACCCAUUGACCAAGGAGAUCAUGUCUCUCUACAUGGAGCCCAACGGCACCCACAAGCUUCUCACUUACAUGAUGGACAACUUGCAAGUUGUUGCAUCGCAGCCCCCACAACGACAGUGGUUAUUUUUAAGCAAGCCGGACCAGACCAGACCUGCCUGCAUUUUCACGGUGAUGUGUUACAACGUGCUGUGCGACAAGUACGCCACCAGGCAGAUGUACGGCUACUGCCCGAGCUGGGCGCUAAACUGGGAGUACCGCAAGAAGGGCAUCAUCCAGGAAAUCAGGUCCUGCGCCGCGGACAUAAUCAGUCUUCAGGAGGUUGAAACGGAUCAAUUCUACAACUUCUUCCGUCCAGAGCUGAAAGCUGACGGCUACUACGGCAUAUUUUCGCCAAAGUCGCGCGCCAAGACGAUGUCGGAGAGUGAGCGCAAGUACGUCGACGGUUGCGCCAUUUUCUUCCGCACUUCCAAGUUCCAGCUAAUGGCUGAGCACCUGGUAGAGUUCAAUCAGCUGGCCAUGGCAAACUCGGAGGGUUCAGACGACAUGCUCAACAGGGUCAUGCCCAAGGACAACAUCGGCCUCGCCGCACUACUCAAGACUAAGGAGGCUGCCUGGGAAGGCGGCGUGCUUCCUGAUCAGGCACAGAUGAAUCAGCUACUGCUUGUGUGCACAGCGCACAUCCACUGGGACCCCGAGUUCUGCGACGUGAAACUGAUCCAGACGAUGAUGCUGUCGCACGAGCUGCGCACCAUCCUGGACACGGCGUGCAACAACUUCCGGCCCGGCCACAAGCCCGACCCCAACAGCAUUCAGCUGAUCCUGUGCGGCGACUUCAACUCGCUGCCCGAUUCGGGUGUCGUCGAGUACCUCACAACGGGCCGCGUGCCGAAUGACCACCCCGACUUUAAAGACCUUAAGUAUAAGUCAUGUCUUCAGCGCAUCUCAUCGCGGGAAAAGUCCAACGAGUACACACAUUCCUUCCAGCUGGCCACCGCCUACUCGGAGGAUAUCAUGCCCUACACCAACUACACAUUUGACUUCAAGGGCAUCAUCGACUAUAUUUUCUACCAGAAAAACACAAUGACACCACUCGGUUUGCUGGGUCCAGUUUCCCCGGAGUGGAUAAGAGAGAACAAGAUUGCCGGUUGCCCCCACCCUCACGUACCAUCAGAUCACUUCCCACUGCUGUGCGAGCUGGAGAUGCGGCCGUCAGUCAACUCCGGGGCGCAGAACGGAAUCAUCUCGCGCAGGUAGCAGUCAGGUUGCAUGCAGCUGUAAUGCAGGUUGGCCUCAACCCGAGCAGUCGUCACCAAAGAGGCCUAACCGUGCUCUCUGAUUGCCUUCAGAAAAUGACAAAACGAGAGGAAGAACGAAAGAGAGAAAGAAAGAAAAAAAAAUGAAAACUCAGACAAAGCAAACAAACAAACAAACAGAAAACACACACUCGCCACUUCCUGCUGUGCUGGCCUUCAUACAUAUUUUAUAAUGUCACAUAUAUAGAGAGUAUAUUCAGCUACACCCCUGUGAUACCUUCCCGCCACCACCGCCCCCUGAACCAUCCCCUUGGCCUGGGAAAGGGUUCCCUGGCGAAUUCUCUGAAUUUUUCGGCACAAACUUGUUCCCAGUUUUAAUUUACAACAAAAAAAAAAAGAAAAGAAAGAAUCCGAUCCCACCCCUUGUCGGGGGCAAGCGUCUGCAUCGAGGCGAGCCGUCGUGCUGCAUGAAAUUAAUGAGACUGACUUUUGUCAAUGCAGCAUUUAUAUUUAAUAAAGAAAGCAUCCAACCAAUAAUAAAGUAACUAUCGUGACUUGGCAGCACCGCGGCUCCUCCGAUGACACAACCUUUUGCUUUCGCCCAUUCUCUCACCAGUUUUCGGAGACUGCCAUUACGAGGACCCUUUCUCCUUCCCAUUUGCCCCCUUCCCUCCUACGCCGCCUGAAUCUUCUGUGUCCUUUUUACGUUUUGUUGUAAUAUCGUGAACCAUGACAGCAAUUUCUGGACUGUAGAUCGUGUGACUUGUUUAUAUGUUUUGUAUCAAAAAAGAUGAAAAUUUGUCGGAAAAAAAUAAUAAACAAAACGCCACUUCUGAAGGACCUAUUCGCUCUUAAAUUUGGAUUUUCGUUAAGCUUGGUUUUCAUCCGUGAUUUUGAAAGGCUUUAAUUAAGAGUAACGAUUUAUGUGUUACUUAAAAAUUGAUUAAAAUAUGCUACGCCUAAUUUUUGUAAUUUUUGAUAGUUAAUUUCUUCCGUGAGAAGAUUCUUAGCUUAAUUUGUUUCCUUAAUUAUUGUACAGCCAGCUUGUUUCUUGCACUCCCGAUUAACGCCAUUCUAAAACAAGCGCUAAUGGAAACCAAGCCGACUGAAAAUUCGAAUUUUUGGUCGUCUGGUCCUUUCAUAACCAGGUCGCGGUCCGUGUUGACCUCGCCUGGACUUUUUGUGCAAUCUUGAUGGUCCCGGGGAAGAGCUUACUUUUCUCUAAUUUCUUUCGAGUAAACCGGUGUCUCGCAAAAGACAAAAUUAACAAGGUGGAGACGCAGAGUGAAACAGAAAAAGCUGAAAACUAGUGUUUAAUUACGGUGUUAUGGAAACAGAGAUCUUGAAAGCAGAUUUUUGGCGAAUCUGGCAGAUUUUACCGUAUGAAUUAUGUUGAGCAAAAGUGAGAGAGCGUGAGCGAUUUGUUUGAGGUCGUAAAAAUGUCCGUUUUUUCUUUUUUGUAAUUCUGUUGUGUGUGUACGUAACACGGAAAAACAUGAAUGUCUUUUAUUAUCCUGAAGACCGAAUUCAAUUCAUUUGUGAUUCCUUAAUUUUGUCAUCAUUUAAAGAUAUCAUAGUAUUUUGAUUUUAAUAUAAAGCGUCAAAAACGUUCAAAAAAAAUGAAUAAAUGCGUUUUUAUUGAAAAACUAAUCUCAAUUGGCUUUGAACUUUUAUUUUUAUUAGUUAGUGACUCUGAUUUUAUACUUAAAUUUCUUUUGAAACAUGCCAAAUUCACAUCGAAUCGCCCAUAGUUUUUUAGUCUGCUUUUGGUUAAUAAUUUUUAUCGUCAUAAUGUAGACUGAGUUGGCAUUUUUUUAAAUCCACAAAAAUCUGCUGAGCUGCGGUGUAGGCUGUCUUAUUGAUGUUUGCUGAAAACUGGAAAAAUAGUGUCGUUUCCUCACAGACGUAACGCUACGGAACAAUUGAUAUAUACAUAUGUGAAUCGAUAUUCUCUAUCCUGGGUUGUGUGUCCAACACAUUGGCAUGUCCGCACAAAUGUUGAAAGAAAAUCCACGCUCGUUGAAUUCGCCUCAUAGUUUAUUUUUUGAUCUCCAUUGGACAAAAGCUAAGAGUGCGCGAAGCAGCCCCGACAGACCAGACUAUACUCGAGAGAAAGAAAGAUUUUCCAAAGGUCGCUUGUCCUUUCCGCGCUGACCUUUCAGCAAAUGCCACGCGGCUCCUGAAAUAGACGCCAGACCGGACAAUGCCGACACAUUCCUUUGAAAUUGGUCCAACGGGCAGACUUAACGAUUGGGUCUCAAAAUACACACUUCAAAGAAUAUAUGACCGACAAAAUGAGACUUUUCACGAGAUUCAUGGAAAAAUCUGAAACCUAAAAGAAUCGGGUCAGAAUUUUGAGUUGUCGAGUUUGGAGCCAGAAAAAAUGUCCGAACUCGACAAUGCAGAGAUUCGGUUUGGUUUCUCGUGAUUCUUUAUUUUAAAAUUCAGGUAUUUCUUCCUCUCUUGAGAAAAUUUAUUUUCCGACAGUCAUGUCCUUGGAAUUCUCAUUUCCUACAUACUUGAUAUAAAUAACUGUACGCAUAUAGACGGUAGCAAUUCUUUUUUUCGGAGGUUUGGUUAUUUUCCUGGUGCCAGCAUUUUCAGCAGGAAUAAAAUGUUACUUGUAACGGACAGAUUAUGAAAUGACAAUGUACAAAUCACAUUCGUAAACAUAAGAUUCUAUAUAUAUUAUAGAAAAACGGCAGAAAACUUCACUUUUUUCAUUCGACGCGUCCGUGCGCGCGAAAGCAACUGCGGAAGAAAACGUUCGAUUCACUUUCAACCGACGAGAAAAUAUUUUUAACUCUAUGAAUAUACUUGCAGGAACUUAAGCCAGCACUUUUCGAUGCCAUGAGUUUCCACGGCACACUCAUUGUCAAAUUCAUGAACGCCCAACCGAACCUGUCUCUUGUAACCCCUUGUUUCUCUGUUGGAAAUCACUAUUUAGUCUUUUUCAAACUCAACAUUGUCUCACACUUAUGUGAAUAAAAAUAUGAAAAAUGGACUAUUCUCAGCUCUGAGAACAAAAUAAAAAAUGAAAACAUAAAA
Cloeon dipterum is the source of this 4855-nucleotide messenger RNA. RefSeq names its product CCR4-NOT transcription complex subunit 6-like twin (gene twin). The coding region runs from base 162 to 1808 and encodes 548 amino acids. Lineage: Eukaryota; Metazoa; Arthropoda; Insecta; Ephemeroptera; Baetidae. Gene Ontology annotation, molecular function: protein binding; poly(A)-specific ribonuclease activity. The transcript is spliced from 11 exons. Gene Ontology annotation, biological process: nuclear-transcribed mRNA poly(A) tail shortening. Gene Ontology annotation, cellular component: cytoplasm; nucleus; CCR4-NOT complex. The record is from RefSeq and is a predicted model, not a curated record.